CCUCAGGAGUCAAGUUCGGAGAAUAAGAAGGGCCUAAGUCGAGUAGAUUAUUGAACAUGGCAGCGGCAACAGACUCUUUCGAUACUUGGCUAAAUAAAAAAUUAAAAGCUUUGAACACUGACGAAGGUGUAUUCGGUACUUACAUAAGGGGGAUAUUAGAAGGUGAUGAGACCGACACUGAGAAAUCCGAAGCGCUCGAAGGAAUCCUCAUGGGAGUUACGGAGAAUAAGAUCGACGAACACGUUGCCGAGAUACUCGCUGCAUGGGCAGAAUCGUUGACUAAAAUAACACCCACAAAUGAUCUCGCACCGACCGAAGACGUUGACGUCAGGUUGGUCAGGAUGCUCGAGUCUCAGAGCCUGCCGACAACUACGACCCGGAGCUACACGGAAGAGGAAAGGCGGAUCAGAGAGACGAUACUCGCACAGUAUAGCCAGAUGUCUGAUAACGAGGAAAGUGAGGGCGAGGGCGAAGAGGAAGGUGCCGCUGGCGGCGAUUGCGGUAUUGAAAAGAAUAUGAAUGCAGCCGUUAUCGCCCAUCAGGAGCGAGAGAGACGCGAAAGGGCCAAACUGGAGAGUCAGAAGAAGAAAGACAAGGACAAGGAGGAUCGGGAAAAGCAGAAGCAGCUUAAAGAAGAGAAAAAAGAAAAGCGAAAAACUCAGAAAGGGGAGCGACGCAGGUAGCACAGAUACACCUGCCCGUUGUUGUACGUUUGUUUUGAACUUCUUUUUAACCCAACCAAAAAUUAUGUAUCUUGCGAGUGUCAGAAAAUUUUUAUCCUCCACAACGAAUAUAAAUUAUACACUUCAUAGUAUGCAUAUGAAGAAUGAUAAAAAUUAACUCACCAUCCCCGCAUCACUCAUCCUUAAAACGAAUACGUGUAUAUUUAUUAUCGUGCAUGCAGUGAUUCUAAUUCCUGUUUCAUCGUCAUCAACAAACUUACCCUCCCACCCUCCCUCCUUUAUUUAGGUGCUAUCAAAUUAACUUAUAAACACUAAUAAUCAAAUACUCAUCUGUAACACAAAGUCAUCGUUUGUUUGUAUCUCGUUUUGCAUUGUCAACCUAUAGAUUCAAAGUAACAGCUCAAGAUAAAUUUCGAGACGCAUACUCAGGUAGGUUGGGGAAAAAAUAAAAAUCAAUGCAAAAUAGAUGCACUGGUGAAAAUAUUGUCUGUUUUUCUCCCAACAUUAUAUCUAUUGAUUACAAUAAACGGAAUGGUACAGAUGUUUUUUGAAAAUUUUCAGAAAAUCGUUUUCACCAUGACGAAAGUAGUGUUUAAAUUAUUUGACAUUUUGCAUGCGUGUGCGAACUGUAAUAAUAGUGUAAUGUUGAUAUACGAUACAUAGCCUAGUCAUACAUACAAAGAGGUGUUGCAAAUUGUAAUAGAUAAAUCGCAACCGUAAUUUUUUCUUAUAUUUCACAAUGUUCUUACUUGCGCGCUGUCAUUGCUAUUCUUGCUAUUGAAUUAGAGAAAAUUGUAGCAACGUUAUAAUUACUGACAAACAGUAAUGUGAUUAAAAAAUUUUACACUCAAUCUAUGUACUUGUACAUACAUGUGUUACGGACGAUAAUUUUAUUUUUCAACUGCUCUGAAGACCUAGUCGACGCAAAUACAAUACCAAUUGAACUAUAAUUGAAAUUAAAUUUCAAGUGGCAAUAAUAUUUACAAAAUGAAUAGAAUUGAAUAAUUAAAAAAAUUAUAGAGGCGGUCCGAAAAUGCAUUCAUGUCGUUUUGUUACACACUGAUUGAUUUGAUGCAUGCGCGGUUAUUUUAUUCUUAUUGAAUUUAUCAAUUUGUAUUUGUACAUUUUCGUGAUGGUUUACGAGUAACGCACUUUAGUUUUUCCAAUUCUUUUUUUUUUAUAAUAUUUUCGACUUUUUAUUGCAUAGAUCUUAUUUUAUUUAAUAACGAUAAUAUUAAUAGUAAUGAUGAUAAUAAUAUAUUAAAUAAAUCAAAAAAAUUUUAUUACUGUUUUCUCCUUCAUUUCUUCAUUUCUCACCCCACGAUGCCAAUAUUGUUACAUCGUUCACGAUAUCCGAUGUGAUCACUAUAAUUAUUAAGAAACCCCAUAACUAUACAAAAACAGAAGAGAAGAGAAAAAGCUUAUAGAAACGUUUUUUGUUACUUUAUUAGUAUUGUUAUUAUUAUUAUUAUCAUUAUUAUUAGUAUUAUUAAUAUUAAAUAUUUACACACAAGAUAUCAUCAAAUCCUUGUCAUAUUCUUAAUAUGUAUAUGUAUUACGGUUAAAUACAAAGAGAGAAUAAACAAUGAAAAAAUGAUUAAAGAAAAGAUGAAAUAUUAA
Molecule: messenger RNA, 2303 nt
Organism: Neodiprion fabricii
Lineage: Eukaryota; Metazoa; Arthropoda; Insecta; Hymenoptera; Diprionidae
Product: coiled-coil domain-containing protein 43
Exons: 3
Coding region: 57-683 (208 amino acids)
Source: RefSeq, a predicted model, not a curated record